AUGUUUAUGAGAGCAUCCAGUGUGGAGCGCCAGAGACUGGCGGAUCGGGAUGUUGAGCGUGUUUGCAUUCUUAAGGAUGAAUGCUCUACGUUAGAAGCUGCAAAUAGUUUCGACUGGGAAAAAGAUGGAUGGGAUCCACGCAUGGUGGGUCUAUUGUCUGAUUCAUUGGUGACGUCUAGUGUACAGUCCGUUCGUAGGCUGACCAAAGAGAUGAGACAGUUGCGAAUAAAUCCCGUGAAAUAUUGUUUAGCGGCUCCUAGUGCAGAUAAUAUCUACAAAUGGACUGCAGUUAUUGAUGGACCCAAGGAUACCGUUUAUGAAGGUGGUACUUUUUUCUUAGAAAUAACUGUGCCAUCGUCAUAUCCCUUUAAUCCACCUAAGUAUUAUGAGGAUUCUCUUCAGGUACAAUUUUUGACCAGGAUAUACCAUUGCAAUAUCAAUCGUCAUGGUGUUGUGGACAUUGAUGUUUUACGUGAUAGAUGGAGCUCUUCAAUGACCAUAUCUACAAUUUUGGAAGAAGUCGUUGCACUUCUAUAUGAGUGUAAACCUGAGAAUGCGCUGCUUCCGAAUAUUGCGGAACAGUAUUGCAAUAAUCGCAGGGAAUUUGAUGUAACAGCGCGACUGUGGACGCUACGAUUCGCUUGUUAA
Messenger RNA from Thelazia callipaeda (thelaziosis nematode), 648 nucleotides. NCBI's taxonomy places the organism in Eukaryota, Metazoa, Nematoda, Chromadorea, Rhabditida, Thelaziidae. The record is from the annotation of a GenBank genome assembly.